Molecule: messenger RNA, 642 nt
Organism: Knipowitschia caucasica
Lineage: Eukaryota; Metazoa; Chordata; Actinopteri; Gobiiformes; Gobiidae
Source: the annotation of a GenBank genome assembly
AUGAGGCAGAGGCAUUCCCCACGGAGCGAGGACCCUUUACCCCGAGCCUUUGAAAGUGAUCUGACCGCUCGCUGGAGCCGCCGUAAGCCACACUCCGCCACACGCUCCCAGCAGCAACUGCGGCAGGACAUGUGUCUGGUGUCAUUCAGCGGGAGGUGGGAUUCCUCUGUGCGCCGCGGGAUCAAUGAACAGCAAGAACUACAGCAGAGCUAUAGACGAGAGGGACAGAAGAGAGCGAGCUACAGCAGAGCUACAGAAGAGAACGAGCUACAGCAGAGAGCUACAGAAGAGAGCCACAGAAGAGAAAGAGAGCUACAGCAGAAAGACACUACAGCAGAGAGAAACUACAGUAGAGAGAUAGCUACAGCAGAUAGCUACGGCAGAGAGUUACAGCAGAAAAAGCGCUUCGGCAGAGAGCUAAAGCAGAAAAAGUGCUACAGAAGAGAUAUAGCUCCAGCAAAGAGGCUACAGCAGAGAGAGCUACAGCAGAGAGAGGCUACAGCAGAAAGAGCUACAGCAGAGAGGCUACAGAAGAAAGAGAGCUACAGCAGAGAGGCUACAGAAGAAAGAGAGCUACAGCUGAGCUACAGAAGAGAGCUACAGCAGAGAGCUAAAGCAGAAAAAGCGCUACAGAAGAGAUAG